AUGGACAUCUUCCAGACAAUAAUUACAGGGGGAAACAUCAUCUAUAACUUCGUUGACUCGUAUGCAAAUGCAUCCGAGCGGUCGCGAUCCCUCGCGACGAGGCUGAGAUGGGAUCUCCGCGUGCUCUCACAGUUCCUCGAGUACUACGCAGCCGGAGAGGCAAAGCGGCAGUCGCAGUUGUCAAAGGACGAUGAAGAUCUUCUUGAGAAAAGUGCCGAGUAUUUGCUUGAGCUCGCGACCAAAAUCAGCGCCACCGCAGAACGAUUGCAGUGCAAGAGCCGGCUGCGCAAAGAGCUGAACAAGGCUCUGUGGUGGUAUCGCGAAGAGGAUAUUCAGCUACUUGAGCAGGAGCUGUUCGAAUGGACGACACGAUUGGAUUUGCGGUUGGUUGGCCUUCCCAGGGAGCUGAAGACGGUGGCCGAGCUCGACCAGCAGCAGGCUACCACCAACUCUCCCAACUUUGCGGCGAGCAUCAGCAUCCAGAAACUUCAGUCGGUGACCCAUCGAGCCAGAAAUGCUCUCGACGAGGCGCUAUUCAGAAGCACGGUCGAUCUUCCAGUAGAAAGCAGAGGUCCGCGAGACCACAGCCGGUUUCGGUUGAUGGAGAGUAACGGAGCGACAUUCCUGGUUGAAAGCAGAUUCCAUCAUUUCCCUAAGGACUCCAAGCAGUGGGAAGAUCUGAAAGGCGGCCUCUUGCGUCUCGCUAGCGCCCUCAGCUGCCUGGACGGAACGACGGUGAGCCUGAUGCGGUGCGAACAUCUUUUCCAUGACGAUCGCGACCCACUAGCUCCUUACUUUGGAUUCGCCAACCAACUUCCUUUCCCCGUAGUGGAUGGAUCCUGCCCGACGCUGAAAUCGCUCAUAAAUGCGAUGCAAGGCAGUGUGAGGCUGCCAGCUGCGCAUCCUAUCAACGACAGAUUCCGACUCGCAUUGUCCAUCGCUACCGCUGUGUUCUUUCUUCACAGCGUCGGAUUUACGCACCACAGUAUCGCAUCGCAUAAUGUGGUCCUCUUCGAGCGCGAACAUCUCAGCGUAGAACAGAAGUUUCCGCAUGGGCUGGGAAAAGCAUUCUUGGUGGGCUUCGAUGCGGUGAAAGAAGACUAUUCUCUCACCGAUGGCAACGGGAUUCCCGAUGCAGAUAGCCUCUACCAGCACCCAGAUCGGUUGUUUGUCGUGCCCCGUCCCAAGUACGGUGUGGUUCACGAUAUACACAGCCUUGGGAUGGUGUUCCUGGAGAUUGCUUUGUGGAAGCCGCUGGAGAGAUAUCGACCGAAACUACUGAGCCCAGACGGAGAGGUACGCGAGCAGAUCCUCAUCGAGCUAUUGCGCCUCGCUGCGAUCUCGAUGGGGAAUCGGUUCAAGACGAUGAUCAGCUGGUGUUUGGGCCGGUCGAGCGAUGAGACGGUUGACUGCUUGCGUUUCUCGAAAGAGGUCAUCGAAGGUCUGGAGGAUAUGGUAUCGGUGCUGUGA
Trematosphaeria pertusa is the source of this 1470-nucleotide messenger RNA. RefSeq lists its product as uncharacterized. The record is from RefSeq and is a predicted model, not a curated record. The transcript has a single exon. The coding region runs from base 1 to 1470 and encodes 489 amino acids. NCBI's taxonomy places the organism in Eukaryota, Fungi, Ascomycota, Dothideomycetes, Pleosporales, Trematosphaeriaceae.